Molecule: messenger RNA, 1525 nt
Organism: Aphanomyces invadans
Lineage: Eukaryota; Oomycota; Saprolegniomycetes; Saprolegniales; Verrucalvaceae
Product: preprotein translocase, SecY subunit
Exons: 1
Coding region: 19-1440 (473 amino acids)
Biological process (GO): post-translational protein targeting to membrane, translocation; SRP-dependent cotranslational protein targeting to membrane, translocation
Cellular component (GO): membrane; Sec61 translocon complex
Molecular function (GO): ribosome binding; transmembrane protein transporter activity; signal sequence receptor activity
Source: RefSeq, a predicted model, not a curated record
CGUCACCAGUCAACAACGAUGGUGCGCCUCCUGCAAGUCCUGCGUCCGCUCAUGAGCGUCCUCCCUGACGUCAUCACACCCGACCGACGCAUUCCGUUCCGCGAGAAGAUCGUGUGGACUGUCGUUGUGCUGCUCAUCUUCCUUGUGUGCUCCCAAUUGCCACUUUACGGCAUCAAGAAUAACUCGGCCAGCGACUCGCUGUACUGGAUGCGCGCGAUCUUGGCAUCGAAUCGCGGAACGUUGAUGGAACUCGGUGUAGGACCGAUUGUGUCGUCGGGUCUCAUCUUGCAACUUUUGGCCGGCUCUGGUAUUCUCGAAGUCGACCAAAGCAACAAAGAAGACCGUGCGUUGUUCAGCGGUGCACAAAAGCUCGUCGCCGUUUUCAUCACGUUGGCGCAAGCGACUGCGUACGUGUUUGCCGGUAUGUACGGCAGCAUUGGCGAAAUUGGUGCGGCCUGCGCGAUCUUGAUCAUCCUCCAACUUUUCGUCGCCGGGUUGGUCGUGAUUGCGUUGGACGAAGUGCUGCAAAAGGGCUACGGGUUUGGCUCGGGUGUGUCACUCUUCAUCGCGACCAACGUGUGCCAGAACAUUGUGUGGGACACGUUUGCCCCCGUCUCGAUCGUGACUGGCCGUGGCACUGAAUUCCACGGCGCCGUAAUUGCGUUCUUCCACGUGCUGUUCACCCGCGAAAACAAGUUGAACGCCAUCAAGGAAGCCCUCUACCGCCAAAACUUGCCCAACGUGACCAAUGUGCUGUCGACCAUCCUCAUGUUCGUGCUCAUCACGUACGUUCAUGGUUUCCGCAUCGAUCUCCCCAUCAAGUACGCGAAAUUCCGUGCGCAACAAGGCAUGUUCCCCGUCAAGUUGUUCUAUACGUCCAACAUGCCCAUCAUCUUGCAAACGGCGCUCGUGUCCAACUUUUACUUUGCGUCGCAAUUGCUCUUCAAGAAGUUUGGCGAUAACAUUUUCAUCCGCUUGAUCGGUGUGUGGGCCGACGUCGAUGGCACGACUGGAGCGAUCCCCAUCAGCGGCCUCGCCUACUACAUUUCUGCGCCCGGCAGCGCCGCGGCCAUCUUGUACGAUCCGAUCCGUGCGUUGGUGUACGUGGCGUUUGUCCUUGGGUCGUCGGCCUAUUUUGCGAGCGUGUGGAUUGAAAUCUCCGGCUCGUCGUCGCGCGACGUGGCCAAGCAACUCCGCGACCAGCAGAUGGUCAUGAAGGGCCACCGCGACACAUCCCUCGUCCAUGUCUUGAAUCGAUACAUCCCCGUGGCGGCGACCUUUGGCGGUGUCGCGGUCGGCGCGUUGGUGAUUGUGUCGGACUUUUUGGGCGCGAUCGGGUCCGGCACGGGCGUCCUCUUGGCCGUCACGAUCAUCUACCAGUACUUCGAAGCAUUUGCACGGGAGCAAGCCGACCUGCAAUCGUUGCUGGGCUUUUCAUAGACUCUCCGACAGGGCGUUAGGACGACUCGAGCCCCCCAUGGCCGGAGUGGAAUCAACAUAUACAAUAAUGCCAAAGUUUCUCUCA